AUGGACCGUCAGGCGUCCACAUCUCCGAUCGUCUCAGUACCCUCCUUCGAUGGCCUUUUACCUCCUGUUGAUAUUAUCCCACUUCGUGUUCCUUUGUCUCCCUUUUUCCUCUAUACCCAGCUCCGAGCUGUGAAUUCCCAUUCCCAGUAUCGCCUGGAUGACCACAGAGAUGGCCUCAAUGAUGCUGGCUUUCCUCCAGAGUCCGCAUUCAUCGUAUAUCGUAAAUCCAUAUCGUCUGGGGAACGAAACAAAGAACUUAAAAUAACAUACUUUGCUGAGUAUGAAGCAUUCUUCAAUAUUCUUCAGGGCCAACCGUGGUCUUCACAGCAGCAGCUUUCCGAAAUCCGGUUGGUAGGCUCCGAUGGAUUCGGGGGGCUCCCUGGUGACUGGCCAUUUUUGGCUUGGACAUUGGACGUCUGGGCACUGAGCUUGGGCCUCUCUCCUCCUAGCUUGAGAUAA
Molecule: messenger RNA, 459 nt
Organism: Lentinula edodes (shiitake mushroom)
Lineage: Eukaryota; Fungi; Basidiomycota; Agaricomycetes; Agaricales; Omphalotaceae
Exons: 3
Coding region: 1-459 (152 amino acids)
Source: RefSeq, a predicted model, not a curated record